AUGCAAGUCAACUUUCACACACAAACACGCUUCCAGCUUGUCUCUCGUUCACACCUCUCUCCCAUUCUCUCGGCCAAGUUGCUUUUGUUUGCGACGAGUUCACCCGCGGUGACUGUGUCCGUCCAGCCCAACGACACUUUCGCAGUCCGAUCCCACACCCUGGACCGGAUCGAGUAUGUCCAGGACCCUGAACCACACCACCACCACCACGACAACAACCACCAUCACAUCCAUGUGUCCCCUCCUACCCCUACACCGACCGACAGUCUCGUCGAGUCAGCUUCAGUAUCAGGGUCAGGGUCAGGGUCAGAGUCAGGGCCAGGGUCAGGGUCAGGACAGGAAUCACAACAAAAGCAACCAGCAGCAACGAAAACACUAACGACAGACCUCGCCACAGCAACAACCACUAUUACUAUUCCCGCCCUUCUGCUUAAAGUUCAAGCAGGGGGUGGGGUUCGACUUUUGUUUGACAUCAAGGGGACCAUUCUCGACUCCUUGACGUCGUCCAAUGUGCCACAGGGCGUCCAUGACCCUCAGGAACAUACUCCCACCGAAAACGAUACCAAAAAAGAUGGCUCUCAACACCUUGGCCACAACAACACCACCACCACCACCACUACCCCACCAAGUUCACACGACACCACCGCCUCCGCUACCUCCACUACGCCCGACGUUACCAUCACCACAGCAGCAGUCGAGUCACCACUAGUGUCAGUGCCAACAGAGGGAGCAACAUCAACGACAUCACCACCGGCAACAAUUGUUGUUUCUGAGGCCGAUGCUCUGCAAUCCAGCAUUAUAGACAACAAUAGCAAUGCAGACUCGCAGCAGAGCCGCCAAGCUAAGGAGGAAGAAGAAGGGGAGACGCCGUGCAUCAACAGCGAUGAUCCCUCAGGAUCUAUCGUAAAAACGGAGGUCUCUUCCAAAGACCUCCCAGCAACUCCUCUGGAUGCCACUUUGCUGUACUUUGCAAAAGCUAGGUCGGAUCAAGAAAUGCUGGGGUUGUGCCGUACAUUCGAUCCUCAACGUCAGAUGAAGGACUAUACCAUAUCGGAGGUUAUCGCCCUUCCGAACGAGCACAAAGACGGUCAUUACGAGUGGGAAGCGACCUAUACGCCCAAAGAGAACGUCGAGGAUACAGUUGUGGAGCACAAGGCCGUUUUUGCAUUCCUUUACUGGGACCCUACCUCGGCAUCUACAAAAAUCGUGGCCCAAUUUUCUCUUUGGAUCGUUAAUGGUCCACCAACCGAGCAAAGCUUUGCUGGACCAAGAUACUCGCUCCCUGCCACAUUGACAUCUUCGGGAGGCGGACGUCAUUGGAGAAGAGCCUCGACUCCCGAGAGAUUCAACACCAAUGUGGGCAAACUGCCUUCCUUUCACACAAAAUUCCUCUCCAUCCCCGCUAGCCACGGCUCCCUGCCAAGUCUGCCCGAGGUUGCUAUUGGCACCCAAGGAGGAUCGGGAUCCACCUCUGCCAGUCCGUCCAACCCACAACCUGCCCCAUUCGCACACGACACAGAGGAUGGUCCAUUGUUUCGAGCCACGGUUGUGGAGUGCGAGAACAACAUUCGGGAUAUGAAGGCCGCCACCAAGAGGAUCCUCAAGGCCGCACAGGCGGUCGUCGAUGCGAGGAAGUCUUGGGUGAUUGCAGAGGAGAUCUUUAUCAAAGAGAUGGAGACCUUUAGGCCCGCUGAGCCAUUGGUCAACAGCUACCUUCGACCCAUGUCAGAGAGCUUGGCGGAGAGGUCCGAGGCAUUGGCCAACCAGAUGCGGAGCUUGCUGAUCGAGCCGCUCACCCGAUUCUACGGCAACGACAUCAAGGCAGCAGAGACUCAUCGCAAGACGUUUGACGACGAGAGCAAGGACUAUUACCAGUUCCUGUCCAAGUACAUGGCCAUGAAGCAGGAGAGCAACCGCAAGAAGGGCGAGGCCGAUGCCAAGUACGAGAAGAAGCGCAGGCACUUUGAGAUCAAGCGCUUCGAGUACUGGGGAUUCCUGCUGGACAUGCGCGUUGGUGGUAGCAAGAGCGACGAGAUCCUCCACCAUCUCACCAACUACUCCGAGAAACAUUGCAGAAACAUGGUCGAGACUGCCUUGUUGGCCGAAAGCCUUAAACCUGGUCUGGACAUGAUUGCUGCCGAUCUUUUGGAGUCCCACAAGCGAGCUGCUACCGUCAGGAAGGAGCGACAGGAACGGAGAAAGGAACUUCUCGAGUCACAGGAUGACAGCGUGAAUGCACUUCACCUUUCACCUACGAUCUCCAAGGGUGGAUCGACCCCAAUGAUGGCGUCCGCUUCCGCAGGAUCGUCCACUAACAGCCCCGACGUCAUUUCUGACAGCCCGCUCGAGAUGCUUCGAGGAUCUCUGGAGCCCUCCGGUGACCAGGCCGACAACACAACUCUAUCUGAUCAGAAGAGUACAACUGGAAGUAUCUCCAAUGGGUCACUGCAAUUUGGUGGCGCACAACAAAAUAACCAGGUACCAAAGUUCAGCGGUAUUCGUGACUUGGAGCACCAGGACAUUGACGCCGGAACCGCCCUCGGACGCCGUAAGGAGGGAUUCUUGUUUGCGACCAGCCGACCCAGCAUGCACAACAAUUCUGCCGUCUUGGAAAAGCCCAACAUCAACUGGCACAAGUACUGGUGUGUGCUUUCCGAGGGCCACAUGCACGAGUACUCGCACUGGAAGAGGGGCGCCGCCAUGCUUCACAACGAGCCCAUCAACCUCCGCAUUUCGACCGUCCGUGCUUGCCGGAACCAGGAUAGACGCUUCACUUUUGAGGUGAUCACCCCCAAGUUCAGGAGGAUCUACCAGGCCACUAGCGCAGAGGACAUGAACUCUUGGAUCAGCGUCAUCUCCAAUGCCAUCCAGAGUCUUUUGGACGGAACAAGCAGCUGUCAGAACCUCGGUUAUUACUCCCCCAACAGCAAGGACUCCAAGUCAACUGGUGUCUUUGGCGUCGACGGAUUGAUGUCAGGAUUCAGCGGAGCAGGACGAUCCAGCAUGGAGCAGAUGUUGCACGGCUUGCCCAUGACUGGAAGCCGUCAUGGACAUACCGCCAGCGGUUCGCAUGACUUUGGCAGAGCCUUUGAGACGCCGGACAUGGAUCACCUUGGCACCCGGCUUUUGCAAAUAAUGAGGGAUUCUCACCCAGCCAACAACUUUUGUGCUGAAUGCGGGGCCAAGAACCCUGACUGGUGUGCCAUCAACCUCGGCAUCCUCAUCUGCAUUGAAUGCUCUGGAAUUCAUCGCAGUCUGGGAACUCAUAUCUCCAAGGUUCGGUCGUUCACUUUGGACACAACAUCAUAUACCCGCGACCUUUUCGACUUUAUCCGUGCUGUUGGUAACGAGACCUCAAACAAGACUUGGGAAGCCAACCUGGUUCAGUCGGAGACUCAUGACGAUCAUACAUCGACCAAGAUCGUCUUUAGACGUCCUCUGGUGAACGACUCUCGUGACUACAAGGACUCGUUCAUCCAGAAAAAGUACGUUGAACGAGCCUUUGUCGACAGGAAGCGGUACUAUGGCGAUACAGAAACGCAGGAAGAGCAAGUAGCCUUAAUCACCAAAGCACUCUUCAACGAGGUCACUGCCAACAACAUCCCCGGAGUCAUUGCGGCGUUUGCUGCUGGCGCCGACUUGAACGCCAUUCAGGAAGUUGAUCCAGAGACCGAUGGAAAUUCCCCAGGACCCGGCCAUUUUGCGAUGGGGUCGGAUGACACCACGGGAUCCUCGGCUCUGAGCGACAGCCAACUGCAGGCAAACUUGGAAAGUCUCUCAAUGGGCUCCGAGACAUCUUCCCGCUACUCUCGAUCGACCAUCGCGUCCUCCAUCCUGAACGCCCCAGGAGCUGCCCCAAGCGCUAGUCAGGAUGCUCUUUCGAGCCAGCCUCUUUCGCUUGACGCCCGAUCGCCUUCGCAGGCUGACCGUUCGGCGGCUUCCUUCACGGUGAUGCAGACCUCUCCAUUGCUCCUCGCACUCAAGAACGGUGUCCAGUUUAGUUUGGAUGAUCUGUAUGAGGUUUACCCCAUGGCCGAGUUUAUGCUUCAGAACGGAGCCACAAGCAACCUUAGUGUUAAGGUCAGGAUGCUGGACGAGGAAACAGAGACAUCGGCGCAAGUUUCGACUGCUGGUGAUGGAUCCGUGACUGAGACUGUAGCCUCUAAUCCGGGAACGUCAACCUCACCCGUUGUUGACCUCUCAGGAUCUGCCUGUAGCAACAAUGGAUGGGACUCGACGGUGGAUCCUGAGGACAUCAAGCACUUUCAGCAACGAUCUAACCGACGGAGCUUGGGCCAGGUUGUCCAUAUGAGAGGGGAAGGAGGCGGCUCAGCCAUGGAGUAUCUCCGAUCCAAGAGCGCCGCCCGAGGAGAUCCCAUGCCAGGAUCCCCGCCCAUCAACGGUGACUCAUCCGCCGGUGCCACUUUCAGUUCCCCACCCAAUUCUGGAGCCUCUUUGACGCUGUCACCACGGCUUCGUCCACAGGGACCAGCACCCUUGGCGGGAUCUGUGAGCGCCCCUACGUCUGCUGUCUCUUCGCCCUCAGCUGCUGGAUCAUACCCAACCAACGUCUAUCGUCAACAACAACCUUCGUCGAUGCAACAGGAUCUUUCGAGUCUCUUUGUGAAACGCAGAGAGAGCGAUGGAGGACUCGGAACAGCUCUCUUUGCCGCCAACAAGGCGACCUCCGAGGCUUCCGAGAAGGCCAAAGGAGCUGUCGUGAUUCCUGGAGCACAAAAAUCAGGCAGCGGCGGCGAAUACACUCUCCAGAACGCCGCCAACAUCUCCACAUCUCCCACUAAUCACUCUGAGCACCUUGAACCUUCCCCUUCGUCGCGCAGUCACCAUCACCACCAUUCGUCGUCCUUGUCAACAUCUCACGGACUGUAUGCGCUCUCACACUCGAUGUCAAUGUCGGGAAGCCGUGCUAACAAGGUUAAGGCGCAACUCUCCAAGAGUCUCAGACUCUCAGCGGCCUACAUCAAGAACAACAUGAUGAAGGAAGACAAGGAGAGCGCAGUCCCAACAAUUACCCACACGGUGGCCUCUCCUCCUUCAGCUCCCCGGCCGUCGAUCAUGAUGUCGCCCAAGGCCACUCCCGCCAGCAGUAACCACAGCGGAGUUGCAGAGUUGGCGUCUGAGCCGAUGGAGCUGCCGCCCUCGACCUCUUCUACCCCCAGUAUUGCCUCGAGUAUCACGGACGGAGAGCCAUUGUCGGGACCGUAUGUAUUUUUGAUGAAGAAGGGGUCACUCCCGCCUGCUGAAUCCUCUACUGGAAGCGCAGCUGCUACGACAACAACAACGACUACGACUGCUACGACUGCCACGACGACAACGACAGGUGCCGUGCCAGCGGCCACCACUACCUCUACGACCGCUACAGCUACCUCCCCCGACGCCCAACCCACUCCUUAG
Molecule: messenger RNA, 5415 nt
Organism: Linnemannia hyalina
Lineage: Eukaryota; Fungi; Mortierellomycota; Mortierellomycetes; Mortierellales; Mortierellaceae
Source: the annotation of a GenBank genome assembly